AUUACAACGUUAUAUAUGUAUUAUAUGCUCUUAGGAUAAAGGAAAAAAAAGGUACAUAUAAAAAUUGGAAAUGAGGGUAAUUAGUUACAUAAGAGGAUUUUCGGGGUUGAUGAUCAUCACAUUAAUGUUGUUUUGUUAUAUUGCCAAGGCAUGGAACUCGUCGACUACUAGAGAACUUGAACAAGUAGAGGUGAAAGUGCCUUGUUUCUUCAUAUUUGGGGAUUCAUUAGUUGAUAAUGGUAACAACAAUGGUAUCCCUACUAUUGUUAGGUCUAAUUUCUUGCCUUAUGGUAUUGAUUUUCCUCGAGGACCAACCGGGCGCUUCACCAAUGGUCGAACUUUUGUUGAUUUUUUGGCCGAAUUUCUAGGUUUUCCGGACUUCAUCCCACCAUUUUCAGAAGCAAGAUAUGUUGAAGUCCUUCGGGGAGCUAAUUUCGCAUCAGGAGCUGCUGGAAUUAGAGAUGAGACCGGGAAUUAUCUGGGUGCUAAUGUUCCGAUGAAUGAACAAAUUAGAAACUUUGGAAUAGUAGUAGAACUACUAAGAGAGUAUUUUAGGGGAGAUGAGAAUUCCCUACAAAACUAUCUAAGCAAAUGUAUAAUUUAUUCUGGACUUGGAAACAAUGACUACCUCAACAAUUACUUGAUGCCUUUGCAAUAUCCUGAAUCGUCUCAAUUCACACAAGAAGAGUUUGCUGCCAUCCUCCUUGAAGAAUACCAGUUUCAACUCACGGAAUUGUACAAUCUUGGAGUGAGAAAGAUGAUAUUACCUAAUAUUGCGCAAAUGGGGUGCAUACCUAUCAAGAGAUUAAGGAAUGGGACGAGAGAAGGACGAUGUAAUGAGGAUCAAAACAAUGUUAUCCAACCCUUCAAUUUUGGCCUACGAAACCUUGUUGAUACUCUUAACAACAAUGGUGAAUUACCAGGAGCCAACUUUGUAUACUUGGAUUAUUAUGAAGCUUGCAAGGAAAUUGAUUCUAACCGAAAAUCUUACGGACUUGAGGUGGUAGAUAAAGGAUGUUGCGGAGAGGGGAUGAACAACGUUAAUGGCGGGCAUGUUUCAUGCCUUCCAUUCCAAACUCCGUGCGACGAUCGCAAGAAGUUCUUUUUCUGGGAUGCUUUUCAUCCAAGUGAAGUUGUUCAUAUGAUACUUGCUAACAAGGCUUACACUUCCGACUCUAAUUCAUACGCUUACCCUAUUAACAUAAAGCAAUUAGCAAUGCUCUAAAUGUAUAUAAUAUUAUUAUUGAAAUUUUAAUUAACAACAAUUAAUCAAAGAUAGGAAUACCUUAUAGAGGGGUGAUUACAUAUUUAUGAAUCCAAGUAAUUAAAUAACUCUAAUAAGUAGAUCUUCUUGGUUAUAUGGAAUACUUUGAAUUUAAACAUAUUAGAGUUAGCUACACAUAUUCUUAUACUUCCUGUAUGGAGUUAUUGAUCAUUCAUAAACGAGGAUAUUGAUAAACAAAAUAAUAAAAUAGGUUAAGUUUCUGAUUUACGUAGUAUAA
Spinacia oleracea (spinach) is the source of this 1502-nucleotide messenger RNA. RefSeq names its product GDSL esterase/lipase At1g33811-like. Lineage: Eukaryota; Viridiplantae; Streptophyta; Magnoliopsida; Caryophyllales; Amaranthaceae. Bases 71 to 1225 code for a protein of 384 amino acids. The record is from RefSeq and is a predicted model, not a curated record. Gene Ontology annotation, molecular function: hydrolase activity, acting on ester bonds. The transcript is spliced from 4 exons.